GAAAGAGAGAGAGAGAGAGAGAGAGAGAGAGAGAGAGAGAGAGAUGGGGAAUUGCCAAGCCAUUGAUAAUGCAACCCUAGUAAUCCAACACCCAUGUGGCAGAGUAGACAAGUUGAACUGGCCUGUCACUGCCAAUGAAGUUAUGAAAUUGAAUCCUGGCCACUAUGUUGCUCUUCUCCUCACCACCACCACCGCCGCCGCCGCCGCCACUGCCACUGCCACUGCCACUUUAGUACGCAUAACGCGUAUAAAGCUUCUCCGGCCAACCGACACUCUGGUUAUUGGCAAAGCUUACAGACUCAUCACCACUGAAGAGGUAAGGAAAGGGUUGUGGGCAAAGAAGUAUGCUAAGAUGAGGAGGAAACUAUCAGAGACAGAGUCUGGUGAUAAGCAAGAGAAUGUGAAAGAGAAGAUGGGUUCUGAUUUUGAGACACCAAAUAGAAGAUCUGAGAUGGAGAAGACCAACCAGGUGUUAAAACAUGAGAGACAUCGGCCACGACCCAGGACGACAACAUCGACAAACUCUACUGCUGCCAAAUCGAAAGCAUGGCAGCCUUCACUGCAUAGCAUCUCGGAGGCCGGAAGCUGACUCUCUCUCUCUCUUCAUGUUCUUUGUAUGAAACUGGUGCAGAUCAUCAAUUCAGUACAUCCCUGAGGUGGUUAGUCUGGUGAGCAUAAUGGAAAAAGUUUCUUCAGUGGCAAGUCAAUCCGUGUGGAGCCUUGUAUUGUACAUCCAAAUAGAGAAUAGUGCAUCCAAACAUGGUUGUAAUCAGCUGCUUAGAACUAGGUCUUUGUUCAAAAAGCAUUUACUAAUUUGCAGUGUCUCACAAAUGGGUUAUUUGUCCAAGUUC
Molecule: messenger RNA, 851 nt
Organism: Camellia sinensis
Lineage: Eukaryota; Viridiplantae; Streptophyta; Magnoliopsida; Ericales; Theaceae
Source: RefSeq, a predicted model, not a curated record